UGUUGCAGGAAGCUGCAGCUGAGUCUUCGUGUGGAGCCGGUAUGGUAGCAUGUGAAAGCACAUUAGCGCUCAGUUUCAACUGCAUGUAAAAAGCUCUGACUGAUAAAUCAUCACAAAAAGUAGAUUUUGGGUGUAGCCAUGGAAACGGACUCGUCUCUCCUCAGUACUGAACUGGAGCAGCAGAGCCAAGAAGAGCUUUAUCAGCAGCUCCUGCUUCAGACCAUUGGAAAAGUACAGAGUGAUGGUACUCCCUCAAAAGUCAUCCGCCCACAACCAGGCAUAUGUGUGAAGACCUCAUCUCUAACAGACCAGCAGAAAGUCUUUGUAAACAUCUGUCAGUCACGGGACGUGCCGCCCCCUCCCCACCUGUCCCAGGAAGCGUUGGUGGAACUCCUGGAGUCAGAUGACCCUACAGGAUACAAAGUGCCCAUGAGCCUUGGCGAGGCCCACACUGAAAUAGACAACAGCUCAAAAAGCUGCACUGUGUAUGACGUUGUCAUUAAUGAGGAAUUCUUCCAGAAAUGUCAGAAGGAUACAUUAUUCCAGCAGUUUCUGAUUGCAGUAUCACUAGAGGGACUGGAGAACAAAUACAGCUUGGAGCUAAGCAGAGACAUAAAAAUACUGAAGAACAGGAAGUUCAUGGGAUCUUUGACAGAGCAGAACAUUCGCACCAAGAGUAAACCGGUCAUUCAGGAGAUCGACUCAAAGGAGCUCCAGCUGCAGAACUCCACAGCCAAAGGCCCACAGUUUGGCUUAUGGGUGGAGCCCCCUGUUGGGGUCGCAGAGUUUCUAAUAGCUGAGAUCCAGCUGCCUGGAGUGUCUUCUGCCCGCUCUCUCUUGCUGGAUUUGGGAGAGGACAGGCUGGUGCUGAACGCUCGGCCCUCUCUCUUCCACCUGGAUAUUUUCUUUCCCUUCCUUAUUGACCAAGAGAACAGUGCUGCCCAGUACAACACCAACACACAGGUCCUUACGGUGACCAUGCCAGUGCUAUCUCCCUAAAAUUACUGAAAUGAUAUUUAUUUUCAAUAAAACAUUUAUUUUUUUUGUACCAAGA
Molecule: messenger RNA, 1054 nt
Organism: Colossoma macropomum (tambaqui)
Lineage: Eukaryota; Metazoa; Chordata; Actinopteri; Characiformes; Serrasalmidae
Gene: pih1d1
Product: PIH1 domain containing 1
Exons: 11
Coding region: 139-999 (286 amino acids)
Biological process (GO): box C/D snoRNP assembly; rRNA processing
Cellular component (GO): ribonucleoprotein complex; R2TP complex; cytoplasm
Source: RefSeq, a predicted model, not a curated record